This is a messenger RNA of Brassica napus (rape), 3075 nucleotides long. RefSeq names its product receptor-like protein 51. The transcript has a single exon. Gene Ontology annotation, molecular function: protein binding. Lineage: Eukaryota; Viridiplantae; Streptophyta; Magnoliopsida; Brassicales; Brassicaceae. The record is from RefSeq and is a predicted model, not a curated record. Bases 91 to 897 code for a protein of 268 amino acids.
UUCUUUCGCACCAUUGACUGGUAUUAUUCCAUUUUCACAAAGACUACGUAAAAACCCCCAUUUUCACAAAGAGUGGUAUUAUUCCAUUACAUGUCUUCUACACCAAGACUUAGCCUUUACUUCCGUUACCGUUACUCCUCUUCUCCGCCACUAUCUACGCCGCUCCUUUCCCUCUCCCCAACCCCAUCUCCAACCAUCUCCCCCGUCCCACGCACCUCCCCCACUCCCCCUCGCACAUCCUCCACCUCCCCACUCGACCCAAAGCAGCUCAAAGCCUUCGAAUCCCUCAACAUCCCCACCCUCAAGAACCCCUGCGACCACCACCACCCCUCCUCCUCCAAAAAACCCCCCACCACCGUCGUAACCUGCGACACCGGCUCCCCAUUCCGCCUCGUCACCUCCCUCUCCUUCACAAACUGCUCCUCCGAUCUCUCCAUCUCCUCCACAGCCCUCAAAGCCCUUUCCCCCUCCCUCACCUCCCUCUCUUUCCACAACUGCCCUUCCCUCUCCGCUCCCCCUCACCUCCCGGACUCGCUCCACUCCUUCUCCGCCGUCUCCUCCUUCCCCCGCCUCUCGGGACUCUCCCUCGCUCGCCUCGUCAACCUCACCGACAUCACUGUCUCCUCCGUCCCUGUCUCCACCUCGGGGCUAUUCGUCAUCCUCGGGAACAUGCACGACAUCGUCUCCCUCACCAUCUCCCACGCCAAUCUCUCCGGGAACAUCCCAAAAUCCAUCCACUCGAAUCUCACAUUCAUCGACUUAUCGGAUAAUCUCAUCAAAGGACCAAUACCCACUUCGAUUACUCUCCUCUCCAGCCUCAAAGCUUUAAACUUGUCGUCGAACUUGAUCUCCGGCGAGAUACCCGACAGCAUCGGGAGUCGAAAAUUGAAUGUGUGAAAGUGAAUCGAUGAGAACUCAGCCGAGAAGGUUUCAAGCGGAGAAGACGAAGUGGGGGAGGAGAAGAGACGGCGUGGAUCCAUAGUAGGGUUGGAAGCUCUUUUUGAAUUGGGCUAAUUGCUUUUUAUUCGAACUGGGCUAAUAACACUCUCUUGACCCACUGUCGUUGGGCAUUUUUCACUUAAUAUAGGUACAUUAGAAACAAAAGCCCAAAGUUUUAAUUGAAAUGUUCUGAUUGGCUAAAUUUAAUAAGUGACGUGGACAGCUUUAGAAGGCUUUAUUAGUUUCUUUUAGUAUAGUAUAGAUAUAGAUAUUGCGAAAACUAAAACUAGCCAACAGUUUCAGCAUAAACCACCACCAUGUAAACAUGUUGAAAUAUUUUUGUUUAUGUCAAGUUCUUUUCCACUUCAAAUUUCUUUAGGCAUUAAUGCAUUUUACAUCAUUUACUUAGUCUUCGGGCGUUUUGCUUACGGAAUCGUAAUCAACACAAAGCAUAGUAAUUAGCUCAUACCGGUGCUGUGUAAUUACAUUUGAUAUAUAUACAUUUAAUUUUUACAUAAUACAAGACUAGUAGCUUACGGAAUCGUAAUCAACACAAAGCAUAGUAAUUAGCUCAUACCGGUGCUGUGUCCCUUGAAUUAUAAAUUUCGAUCGAUUCUUUUUAAUCUAGCGUAUCUUAAACUUAUGAAAUGUUUCAAAUUAAUAUUUAAGAGAAAUUAAAGCUCACAAACUGAUCUUCUCUCUGGAUAUUUAAAUCGGUUGUAAGCAAUGAGCAUAUAUCCACAUGACUACAUGACUGAGUGUAGUAAGAUGUAUUCGGACUCCUCUGGCUUAACAACCCAAAGCUCGAAAGUAGAAGUAAAAGUAAGAGAGAGGUGAGAGAGUGGAUUCUCUCUUUUCUUCUCUCCCCACCAUACGCUUUCUUCUCGCCACAACCGUAUCUGACAUCAGCUCCGGUGGCCGACGGAGGUCUCUACCCGUCGGUCGCCACCCCAAUCGUUACUGUGUCCAGUCUCUCCCCUCUCACGAUUCAGUUUCUCCACUUCCUCCUUGCUUCAUCUACUCUGGUUUUCGUCGGAUAGCGGCCGGAUCCGGCGAACCAAACCGGCGUCUGAGGGCGUCCUCAGCUUCCCUGGAGUGAUGGCGAGGUCGUGGAGAGUCAGAUCUGAGCAGGAGGUGUCGUCUUGGAAGUAGAUCUAGGGUUUGACUUGAGCGGAUCUGGGUCAGAUCUCUCACGGAGGGUCGCCGGAAUGGAUAAGCGUCGCUGCCUUCGCCGUUCCGGUCAGUUCACUGCCUCCUCUGUCUUCCUCUGUCUCCUCCUACGAUUGCUAAAGGUAAGAACUUCCCUGUCUCGUGACUCGUUCUGAGAUGAAAAAGGCGAUGGUGAGACUCUUCGCUGGGGACUUCUUUCUGGUACACUUUCUCGACAACUACCAUGGCGUCUUGUUAGGAUCCAGAUCUAUCGGGGGAUGUCGGGAUAGCUCGGAGUUUCGUGCCGUUACUUUGCGAUAUCUCAGCUCUCUUUCAUGGGUCUCUUCUCCUCUCUCGCCUGCUGAUGGGAGCUCAUGUUCCUUCGCUCUUCAAGUUUCAGAAGGAAGAAGGCCUCUGUAUCCUGCCUCUCUUGAUGUUCUGAAGCUGGUACCUUUUGUGCUCUGCUAGCGUGAUGGGACCGGAGUCGAGCUGCUAAAACCUCCGCUUGUAUCUGCUUGUUACCCACCUGUGCUUCAACUUCUGGCUUCUCAUCGUCGGGUUUGGAUUACCGGGAUAACGGUUUGUCAUCUUCUUGAGAUUGCAGCGUCUGGAGUGGACUCUACCGCUAGUGAUGGCCGGACCAGGGCAAGGUCAACCCUGCUUCGCCUAUUCUAUGGUUCGAGUCGCCUUCGGGACGGUCCGCGGUCCCUCGGACUGUUCUCCGGCUGUGUUCUCUUCGGGCCUGUGCGGUUUUGAUGUAGGUUCCGGCAUCAUCUCUCUCGCUGUGUCUACUGCAAACUUCAAAGUUGUCCAUGGAACUGUUAGUUUAGCUAAGCUUUAAUCACUUCCAUUGUGUUGUGAUUGAACCUUUCUUGUCCUAGUGAGUCUUUUUUACUUUUUUUUGUGGCUCCCUAAGACACUCUUGCUUUGAUUAGCAACUUAGAUGCACUAAAAUGUAUCUCCCUGUGUCAUUAUUUGCUUAAUGAA